This is a messenger RNA of Triticum urartu, 1096 nucleotides long. RefSeq names its product endonuclease 4-like. Lineage: Eukaryota; Viridiplantae; Streptophyta; Magnoliopsida; Poales; Poaceae. Gene Ontology annotation, biological process: DNA catabolic process. The record is from RefSeq and is a predicted model, not a curated record. Gene Ontology annotation, molecular function: endonuclease activity; nucleic acid binding.
CAAGACACGGAGAAGGAGAGAGCUAAGCUAGGAUGGGCUUGCUGCUGCUGCUUCACGUCGUCCUGGUCGCGGCGGCGGCAGGAGUCCCAGCGGCGCAGGCGUGGGGCAAGGAGGGGCACUACAUGACCUGCAAGAUCGCCGACGGUUUCCUGACCAAGGAGGCGUUGGCGGGGGUGAAGGCUCUCCUCCCGUCGUCGGCCAACGGCGAGCUCGCGGAGGUGUGCUCGUGGGCGGACACGCAGCGCUUCCGCUACCGGUGGUCGAGCCCCCUGCAUUUUGCCGACACCCCAGAAGACUGCAAGUUCAGCUACGCCAGGGACUGCCACGACACCAAGGGGAACAAGAACGUGUGCGUGGUCGGGGCCAUCAACAACUACACCGCUGCGCUGCAGGACUCGUCAAGCCCGUAUAAUCGGACGGAGAGCCUGAUGUUCCUAGCACACUUCGUCGGCGACGUGCACCAGCCGCUCCACUGCGGCCACGUGGAAGACCUCGGCGGCAACACCAUCCUCGUCCGCUGGUACAGGAGGAAGAGCAACCUGCACCACGUGUGGGACGUGGACGUCAUCGAGCAGGCCAUGAAGGACUUCUACGGCAAAGACCAGGACGCCAUGGUCAAGGCCAUCCAGCGCAACAUCACCGAGGACUGGUCCAGAGAGGAGAAGCAGUGGGAGGCGUGCCGCAGCAAAACCAAGACCUGCGCUGACAAGUACGCUCAGGAGAGUGCGGUGCUCGCCUGCGACGCGUACAAGGGCGUCAAGCAGGACUCCACCUUAGGAGAUGACUACUACUCCGCGGCGCUGCCGGUUGUUGAGAAGAGGAUCGCUCAGGGCGGCGUCAGGCUGGCGGCGAUCCUCAACCGGAUCUUCAGCGGGAACGGCGAGCUGCAGAGCAUCUGAUCGAUGCAAUUUCGUCGAAAUUAAGGGGGGGAGAAUACAUCCUGCACUGUCUGACCAUGUUAUAGCUUCACCAAAAUCACGAAUUCGCAAUUAUAUUUGGUAUAUAUCCAUCCACCAAAGCGCCUUCGAGUCGCUGCUGCAGCAAAUCAUUGUAUCCGUAUGAACAGACGUAUAUGGUGGUGUACUGAUUAACACCA